This is a messenger RNA of Sabethes cyaneus, 665 nucleotides long. RefSeq names its product 39S ribosomal protein L43, mitochondrial (gene mRpL43). NCBI's taxonomy places the organism in Eukaryota, Metazoa, Arthropoda, Insecta, Diptera, Culicidae. The record is from RefSeq and is a predicted model, not a curated record. Gene Ontology annotation, cellular component: mitochondrial large ribosomal subunit. Gene Ontology annotation, molecular function: structural constituent of ribosome. Bases 70 to 630 code for a protein of 186 amino acids. Gene Ontology annotation, biological process: mitochondrial translation. The transcript has a single exon.
GGUUUUGUUGGUUUUGAAUAAUACGCGAACGUGUUGAAAAAACCGACAGUCGUAAGUUUCUCGGUUAAAAUGUCUAAUUCUCAUCUAUUUCUCAAGUCUGGAUUUCCACGUGCUCCGCUGGCUAAUGGUGUUGGACGGUAUGUCUGUCAACUUCAACGAAUUACCCUCAAAUACUGCAAAAAUAAUGGCUCUAGCAAAGGAAUGCGUGAUUUUCUUGAAAAUGACUUGCUAGACUUCACCCGUGCCAAUCCUGGUGUUGUGGUGUACGUAAAACCGCGACGGCAUCGGACGGCAGUCAUGUCAGCCGAAUAUUUAAACGGUGAUAAGCAAUGGAUCAAUUGUCGGAACAACACACGGGAAGAGAUACGGAAAUGGGUGGAAGUGCUUAAAACUCAAUCCGGUGAGUCCAGUGACUUGCGAUUACGUAAACUAUGGCACACCGAGAUGCCAUCCGUUCAGGGCCCGUGGACACCGUUUAUUCACCAACAUCCUUCGGCGAACGUUGCCGAAUAUCCGUGUCACCAUUUAUCACGACUGCAAACGACAGAACCGACGGCAUCAGAAAAACUAAUUGAGCUGUAUAAAGCCCAGAUCGCCACAACCGAGAAAAAUAAUCCCAAAACCACAUAGAGCAAUGUUGGACAAUAAUAAAAGUAGUAUUAAAA